AUGAAAUUUCCAAUAGAAAACCCGAGAAAACAAGUUAACUGGGACCCGGAAGAAGUGGCGGUCCAGACCAACUUGGUCCCCCCAAAAAAGGCCCAGCCUGGCUUGGUGAAGUCCACUCUAGUCCAGGCCAGUGUGGCCACCAUGCAGAAUCCAAUGGGCUGCGACCCGAAGACCAACGGCCACUGUCCACUGCCGCGUCUGUCCAUCUCAUCGCGCUCCGCCAGCGUGGUGGCCAGCAUGGAUGCCAGCUGCGAUGGCACGGCCGCAGCCCUCCACUCAGUGAUGAAGUGGAAGACGGUGCUGGCAGUGUUCAUCGUGGUCGUUCUCUACCUGGUCUGCGGCGGCCUGGCCUUCAAGGCGCUGGAGAUGCCGUUUGAGAGACACCAGAAGACGAGCAUCACCCUGGAGAAGGCUUCGUUCCUGCGGAGACACUCCUGUGUUGCUCCUCACGAGCUGGAGUCCAUCAUCAAGCAUGCCAUAGAUGCGGUGAAUGCAGGAGUGAGUCCCAUCGGAGACACAUCCUAUAAUUCCAGUUACUGGGACAUGGGCAGUGCCUUCUUCUUUGCUGGAACGGUCAUCACAACCAUAGGUUAUGGAAACAUAGCUCCGAGCACGGAAGGAGGGAAAAUCUUCUGCAUUCUUUAUGCCAUAUUUGGCAUUCCCCUGUUUGGCUUCUUGUUGGCGGGGAUCGGGGACCAGCUCGGGACCAUCUUUGUGAAAAGCAUCUUGAGAGUGGAGCGGAUAUUCAGGCAAAAACACAAACAGAUCAGUCAGACCAAGAUCAGAGUGACCUCCACCAUCCUCUUCAUCCUGGCCGGCUGCAUCGUCUUCGUCACUAUCCCAGCUUUCUUCUUCAAACACAUCGAGGGCUGGACCACGCUGGAUGCCAUCUACUUUGUGGUGAUCACUCUCACCACGAUUGGAAUAGGAGACUAUGUGGCAGGUGGAGACCGCAAGAUCGACUACAAGCAGUGGUACAAGCCGCUGGUGUGGUUCUGGAUCUUGGUGGGCUUGGCGUACUUUGCGGCCGUCCUCAGCAUGAUUGGAGACUGGCUUCGAGUGCUGUCUAAAAAGACCAAAGAGGAGGUCGGGGAGAUUAAAGCUCAUGCGGCUGAGUGGAAGGCAAAUGUACGAGCCGAGUUCCGUGAAACGCGGCGGCGCCUGAGCGUUGAGAUCCAUGACAAGCUCCAGCGAGCCGCCACCAUCCGCAGCAUGGAGCGCCGGCAGCUCGGCCUGGAGCAGCGAGCGCUCUCUCUUGACAUGCUGUCUCCGGAGAAGCGCGCCAUGUUCGCCAGCCUGGACGCCGGCCGCUUCAAGACUUCAUCCCAGGAGAGCAUCGACACCAAGCUCAACAACCUGAGGCUGAAGGGGGCCUGUGAGCAUUACGACCAUCAGGGCAGCGGGCAGACACCGCAGACGGCGUCUUCCUCGGAGGAGAACCUCGUCAACCUACGCUUCGGCUCCCUCACCAAACUGGGAAGACGAAACAAGAGCCGGGAGCUUCGGAGCAACAUCACCGAAGAUGUUCGCCGGGCGAGCGUAGGCAUAAACACUGGCAGUGCCAUGCUGGGGGAGGAGAGGACGGAGGAGGAGGAGGAGGAAGACGGGGAGCCACAUGAGGAAAACGGAGAGGGGAAAGAGGGAAACGUCAGCAUGACCAACCUGUCGCGCUACGUGAUGGAGCGCGCCAAGCUCAAUGAGUUCAUACCAGCACAGGCCAAACACAGGGAGAACGACGAGGGGGGGAAUGGACGAGCACCUCAGGUGUAGAGACAGAGAGAGUCAGGCAGAAACUCAGGCUGACUGAGAGAUGUCAAGAAAUGUGCCUUUCUGUUCCCCCAUGCUUGGAUUGGAACUGCUCCCAGGAGAAGUCAGUCGGCGUGCCAUAGCCAUGGGAAGAAAAAACCCUGUUGCCAAAAAUCGAAUCCAACUGAAAAGACUCUGUAGUUAAAAUACCUCACUGCUUAUUAACUGUACAACGGGCUGCUGGACGACUGGUCAUGACCUUUACCAGACGUCGGGCAGCGGCCAACUGCUCACGUUGAAACCGAUUUUCCUUCGACGUGGACAGGACACGCAGAAAGCUCGAGCCAUGUCACCCAUCUUCAGGAGCAUUAUAGAUCUCUGCUUUGUCAUCUCGCGCCGUGGGAGCUAUUUAUAACUCGGCAGCCCCCUACGAAAAAACAAAUGGCGUGUGGGAGGUUGUGCUUCUGCCGGAUCGAUAGACAAUACGAGCAUUUACCUCGCCGACAAUUAUUCCUGCAAAGUGUGUGAAAAUGUAGCCUGCGGGUUUAAAACAACUACACAAAAUACUCAUCUGGCUAGUGCAUGGCUCUUGAAACACAACCACAGCAGUUAAUUGACAGCUGUAAUGAUGUUUCUUUCUUUUUUUGUCGUAAUAAAGUGACACAGCGCUGGAAUUCACCCAUGAAAAGACACAGUUAAUCACCUUUGGCCACGAGAUUGUCACAUUGUUUUUAUUAUUUAUUUUGUACAUGACAAAUGUCAAAUGAACGAAUGUGAUGCCUUUGAUUUUGUACUCACCGCGCAUGUCUGCAUUUGUGUUUAUUCCUUUUCAUAUCAGACUAACACUUGAGUUGUGUUUUCCAUCGAGCUGUCAUAUGUUUUCUGAAACACGUCCUGUAACUUACUGACUAAGACGUCUUUCGCAUUUCUUACAAAAACAGGUACUGACACUGGAGCCCUAAUUUUACAGAAUUAUCAAAUGUAUCACAGGCAUACGCACACACACACAAACACACACACACACACACACUCACACACACUGGUUGUACUUGUAACCUGUUAAGCAUCAUUCUUUCAAUGACCAUGACCUGUGACGAGCUUAGCGACUAUUUGUUGUGUACAGUUUAUUUUAUGAACAGAUCACAUUAAAUGUAGUGAGUGCCUUUUUCCAGAUA
Messenger RNA from Platichthys flesus (European flounder), 2921 nucleotides. It is a transcript of the gene kcnk10b, whose product is annotated as potassium channel, subfamily K, member 10b. The record is from RefSeq and is a predicted model, not a curated record. NCBI's taxonomy places the organism in Eukaryota, Metazoa, Chordata, Actinopteri, Pleuronectiformes, Pleuronectidae. Gene Ontology annotation, cellular component: membrane. The transcript has 7 exons. Gene Ontology annotation, molecular function: potassium ion leak channel activity. Gene Ontology annotation, biological process: stabilization of membrane potential; potassium ion transmembrane transport. The coding region runs from base 1 to 1770 and encodes 589 amino acids.